AUGGUAUCCUCCCUAUUGCCAUCUAAGCAAACCGGCGGUAUUCGCCUCGAGGGAUUCCAAAUUGCGCCGUGCAGUUUUCAAAAAGAGCACAGUCAUCCGAAAGAAGGCUACAAGACUUGCACAGUCUCACCCGCACCACUGGCAGAGGAUUGUGAUGAAACUAGCCUGACAGCAGUAGCCAUCCAAAUGAAGCUCGAAUCAGGUCCCACCAGCCCCACGUCCCGAAGCCGCCAAAUGCUAGGGAUUGUGUGGACGUUCAACCGGACCCACAAGAAAUAUCCUCUAAUCAAGCUCAGCUCGUCGUAUAAAGCCUCUCGCGAUCUUGGAACCUUGACACGACAUCUUAGCUCCACCCAAAAGCUGACGACUGUCCACGUUAUUAUGCCGCUGACGGUGCUUGCGUUUUACACGCGCCAUCCAGACUUCUCUCCGAAGGACUUCGAAGCAUACAUGAUUGAUCGUCAUGUUCCUCUCGUCAAAGAUAUCAUGGGGCCUCUCUGUCCGCAGACUUACAACCUCCGCUUCGCAAUGCGGGUUGAUUCCGGUAUUGGCGAUCGGCUUGGCGCAAUAAUCUCAACCCAGGUGCGAACAAACGCCGAUGCGCCUGUAAUGUUGGUCGGUUCGCCAGACGACCUGGAUUGGGAUGCCGUGGGUGAAAUGACCUUCCGGGAUGAACUCCAUCUCCAUCAGGCUCUGUCUGUUAUGAAUGACCUCGACUCACAGAGGAUCAAAGAUGACGAGGAAAUUUUUACCAUUCCGGAAAAGCUGAAGGUCGUUUUCGUGGGUGAUUGCAGGACUUUAUAA
This is a messenger RNA of Plenodomus lingam JN3, 804 nucleotides long. RefSeq lists its product as uncharacterized. Gene Ontology annotation, molecular function: oxidoreductase activity. Lineage: Eukaryota; Fungi; Ascomycota; Dothideomycetes; Pleosporales; Leptosphaeriaceae. The record is from RefSeq and is a predicted model, not a curated record.